Messenger RNA from Manduca sexta (tobacco hornworm), 4661 nucleotides. RefSeq names its product exocyst complex component 6 (gene Sec15). Gene Ontology annotation, cellular component: exocyst; membrane. The transcript is spliced from 16 exons. The record is from RefSeq and is a predicted model, not a curated record. The coding region runs from base 181 to 2463 and encodes 760 amino acids. NCBI's taxonomy places the organism in Eukaryota, Metazoa, Arthropoda, Insecta, Lepidoptera, Sphingidae. Gene Ontology annotation, biological process: intracellular protein transport; Golgi to plasma membrane transport; exocytosis.
GAAUUGAUGAAAUUGGAACGUAAACGUCAGUCUUGCACGAAAUUACAAAGAUAAGAUUUUUGUUUUGUGGAGAAAUUAAAAAGUCUCAGUAUUAAUAUUUAUUAUUUUAUUGUUUAAAUAGGCUUCAUGUUUUGUAGAAACGUGUAAAAGCUAGAUUUUACGAGUUGAAGACCAUAAAAAAUGAAUGCUACUAUUCAGGAAAUAGAGGGCAUAGACGAUUACUGGGGCCCGGCUUUCCGAUCGGUGUACGAAGGUGAAGGGCAUGAGGCCUUCGUGCAGCAGCUUGACGAGCGCAUCAAACAACAUGACAAGGAGAUUGAGAAACUGUGCAAUUUUCACUAUCAAGGCUUCAUUGACUCAAUUCGUGAGUUGUUGCAAGUUCGCUCCCAUGCUGAAGAGUUGCAUGCUGACAUAUCAAAUGUGGAUGCUAAUGUUAAGGAGACUACUGAGGGUCUAUGUGUGAGAGCUGAGGAACUGAUCAGGGCUCGGCGAGUGGAGCUGAACAUAGCCGCUACCAUAGAGAAGAUGGAAUUGUGUCUACCUCUCCUUACCACUUACUCCAAGCUAAAGACACAAGUGGAGGCAAAGAGGUAUUACCCAGCGUUAAAGACAUUGGAGCAGUUAGAACAUGUACUGUUGCCUCGAGUAGGUCCAUACACAUGGUGCACGCAAAUAUCGUCCGACAUACCGCGUCUCAGGCAGGACAUACGCGACGCUUCCAUGGCGGAUCUUAGGGACUUCCUUGAGAACAUACGCAAACUAAGUCCUCAGGUGGGAACAAUGGCUUUGAAGCAAACUCAGGAUAUGCUUGGCAGGAGUUUGGCAAAUAUUGUCAAAAAUAAAAAAGACAAAGCAACAUUAGGUAUCACAGCAAAAGAGAACACAGGACCACAGUGUCCGCACGAAUUAGUCGAUUUCAGCCCUUUGCACAGAUGCCUGCACAUUCACACUGUGUUGGGAGCCAAGAAUGACUUCAUACAGUAUUAUAGAUCUCAACGCAAACAACAAGCCCGUCUUGUCUUAAUACCUGCAUCAGCAAACCUUCACGACUCCAUUCAGAGCGUGAAGAACUAUCUGAACGCCGUGCUUGGUUUCUUCAUACUAGAAGAGCAUCUGCUAAGUGCUGGAGCAGGGCUGGUGUCGAAGGACUGGCUUUUGGAACUGUGGAGUAUGUCAGUGACGAAAGUAGCUUCAACAUUGAGGACAAAUACAUCACUGAUCACCGAUCCAACGUUGAUGUUGAGCAUCAAACAUCAGAUUAUGUUGUUUAUAAAUACACUCAAAUGUUACGGUCUUCCGACGGAUCCUCUACCAACACUGUUACAAGAGAUGGCGGAACACUACACUGAAGUGUUGAUGCAGAGAUGGGUGGUUGUGUUUAGAGAUAUAUUGGAUAAUGCUUCGUUUCUACCUAUUGAGGUUGAAAAUCAAGAGCAAUACGAUGGCGUGAUGGACACAUUUCCUUACGACGGUGAAGAAUUGGAAUCACAGCCGUUUCCGAGAAAGUUCCCGUUCUCGUCGGUGGUGCCGGCGGUGUACGUGCAGGUGAAGGAGUUCAUCUACGCGUGGCUGAAGUACUCGGCGGGCGUGGGGCUGGGCGGCGAGCGGCGCGCGGCGGCGGCGCGCCAGUCGGCGUCGCUGCUGCUGAGCCGCUCCUUCACCGGCUGCCUGUCCGCGCUGUUCCGCCGCCCGCUGCCGCUCGUGCAGCUCGUGCAGAUAAUAGUGGACACUCAGUAUUUGGAGGACGCUACCGUGUGUUUGUAUGAGUUCAUCAGUAACAUUACCGGAUCAGAGCUCGUGACCACACAGGCCGCUGGGAGCAUGUUCCAAGCGGCGCGAGACGACGCCGAGCAACAGAUCUGCGACAAACUCGAGAAAAAAGUCGACGAGUUUCUCGACUUGGAGAAUUAUGACUGGCUUUUGGUGGAGCCGACAGGGCUGGCGUCCUCAUUCGUCACGGACAUGUUGAGUUAUCUCUCUGGAGUUCUGACCUCGCUGGAGCAACUGCCUGAGAGGGCAAGAGUGGCAGCAGUCCGCGCGGCCACCAACCGCAUCGCGACGCGCCUGCGCAACCUGCUGCUCGACCCCGCCGUCAAGCAGAUCUCCUCCGGCGCGCUCAACCAGCUCAACCUCGACGUCAUACAGUGCGAGCAGUUCGCCGCCGGCGAGCCAGUGCCUGGGCUGAAGGAGGGCGAGCUACUCGACCACUUCGCUAGCCUACGUCAAUUACUAGACCUGAUCACCGGCUGGGACUGGUCAUCAUACCUGCAUGACGUCGGCAUCGAAGGCGGCAAAUACGCAUUAGUAACACCCCGCGACGCCGCCACACUACUCGAGAAACUGAAAGAAGCUGAACAAAAAUCAUCCGUCUUCUCUGUUCUAAAGAAGAACGAGCGAGACAGACGAAAGUUGCUCGACACCGUCCUCAAACAAUUGAAGCAACUACAGAGCCAAGACUCGUGAAGAACAGCCUACCAGAACCCAUUGGCGCAGUGGUUGAACACCAAGCGUGGGGUUCUGGGCUCUAUGCCCGGGGGACAGGGUUGCUUAAUGUGUGUACCUUCGUUGUCAGGCGCGUAUCGGAGAUCGUCUUUGCAGAGUAAUUAAUUUUUCAAAUACCCUUGUGGAUUAAAUUUAUCACUUGAUUUUAAUUCCCAGGUAGAUUAAAUUGAUAACCGAUCUACGAUGAUACAUAUUGUAUAAUGAAAUAUAAUAUACAUAAUAUUAUUAGAUAGGUUAUGUAAAAUCAAGUUUUCGAUUGUGAAUCGAAUUAUUAUCAACCAGAAAGUCGAAAAUCUGGUGCGACGUCGAUGUUAAUAACGAACCCAAACGCUUUUUAUCGAUCCCGAAAAUGGCCCAAUCAGAAGUAAGUUAUUUAUCAUGCUUAAUAAUAAUAUUAACCCUGUAUUAUAUACUGUCCCACUGUUGGACACGGGCCCCCUCUACUACUGAGAGGGAUUAGGCCUUAGUCCACCACGCUGGCCUAGUGCGGAUUGGUAGACUUCACACACCCUCAAAAUUCCUGUAGAACUUCUCAGAUAUGCAGGUUUCCUCACGAUGUUUUCCAUCACCCUUAAAGCAAGCGAUAAAUCACAAUUUAAUAUUUAUUUUAACAAGCAUACAAAUGGCUUAUUUUGAUUGGUUCCAAAGGAAGAUCGAAUCGAUAAGCUUUGGAUUACUUAUUGAAAUCGGCCGUAAAAUUAUUCGCUGUUAUUGUUUCUUAUUAUGGAAUGUUACUACAGAGGGUCUACUUCGAAAAACGAAAUCCGUAGUUUCGGAUGACGGAUCGCACGUUUUGUUACUACGAAGUGUUACGCAUACGACGAUUAAUCCGAUCGGUUCAUCGCAAUAUUUCAGACAUGGAAUUUGAAGAAUUUAUAGCCUUUCGCCAUCCCUUUUUAAACUAUCUGCGAGGUUAAAGUUACACUGCUUUCUCCAAAAAAAAAAAAAAAAUAAAUACGGGGAAUUCAUAGGUUCUGUAGCUUACCUUAGUGGUAGGCCACUAAACUAAGCUACAAAACGGUGACGGAUCCGAAGUAAUUUGGUAGUAAAGUUAAAUCCGAAGUUCGACGUUUCUUCGUUUCGGACCGAUGUUUGGAUGUUCGUUUUUCGAAGUAGGCCCUUAGACAUCGGGACGUAAAAGUUAAAAUAAUAUCGCGAAGUCUUUUUCCACCGAUAUAGCAUAGUCUCAGCCAAGAGCGUCGUCAACCAAUGGCCCAGGGAGGGCAAGUUGAUAUGGAGAAUUAGAAAAGUAUGAAUUGUAGGUAAAGUCGAAUGCACAUGUUCCUCCCCAACUUUAACAAUAACAUAGGGCAGAGCGUAAUUGAGCGUACGGAAUAUUACGAAUGGAAUUGGUGAAUUCAUUCGAGUUUUAGAACCUCUAGGGGGGGGGGGGGGUCAGCUGCCCCUCGCUGUCCCCCCUUGGCGACGCCCCUGGUUUUAGCAUAGAACCAAUAUUUAAUAUUGUCACGAUCCCAUUGCAAUAUUGUAACUUGGAAUGUAAUUUUUGUAUGUAAUCAAAAAUCGUAUACUAUAAUAGAGGAACUAUUUUUAUUAUAAAAUAUGUUAUAAACGCUACUGAAUAUAAUGCAAUAAGGCUUGUAGAAUCUUACUAAACAGGGACUUUUUUGUUUUUAAUUUAUUGCAUCCAAUUUUAUGAAAUGAAAUGAUUUCUAAUCCAUACUAGUUAAUAUUGUUAGUGGGGAUAAAGUAAAGAAAUUUUGGAAUUAAAUAAAUAGUUGUGGAGAUGACUUACCUCUUUACAUCCAAACAUACAAACUUCACCACAUUUAUAUGAAUUGUAUAUAGUUAAAAGUAUUAUAUUUUGCCUAUUUACAUUGAAGCGUCCUUUCCGCGUUCAGCUUAAUCAAUUUUCAUUAUAUAUGGCGAUGUAGGGCUAAUAUUUAAUUAAUUUUCGGGAAAAGAAGGCUUUCUAUGUUCCAAAGAUAUCAGCUUUGAUUUGACAACACGCUGGGGGUUUAGCACCCAUGACACCUUCCUGAAUCCGCACCUGCAUUAUAGUUUAUACGACCUGAAUCAAUAAGUAAAUAUCAUUGUACAAUAUGCUUAGCCGUGUAGUGAUAGAAGAGCAUUUAUUGAAAUACAGUAUAGAAUAUAGAUGUUAUUUAUUCACCACUGAAAUAAAUUAUUUUGUAUACAGA